GCAUCUUACAUAGUUGCAAUCCUAGCAUUCCUACAUUUGGAACGAGAUUAGAUCCCAGAUUACUUUAAACCUCAUGUUAUAGUUAUUUUUCUCAUGUAGCAGAACAUAUUCAUAUCCGAUGCCAAUGAAUGCAAAGAGGAAAGAGUCGAGUUUUGGAUUCACUCCUUUCUCAUGUAGCGAGCAUGACAAAUUAAAACAUGCUGCAAAAGCAGGCAUAUAAUAAAGUGCAAGAAAGUUAUACUCGCAAUAUCUCUGUAUCCUAUAUAUUUUGCUUUGAUUCUCCAACUUUUGCUACAAAAUAGCGAAUCAAAAUUGUCUGAAUUUACCAUCCCCAAAAUAUAGCAUUUUUCCGUAAAUAUAGCACAGCAUCCCCAAGAAAACUCUCCAAAAAAUAGCACGCGGUGUGCAUGCAUGCACGCACACACACCCCUCAAUCCCUGAUACGAUAUUGAUCCCCUUGCGCAGCCAUAGAUAGAAUCAAUAAUCCCACUAAAUUCUCUCCAUCUUCUUCUCCCAUCCCAAACAACAUAAAAGAAAAAAAAAAAAAGAACAUAUCAACAACCAUAACUGCAUGCAUGCAACAUGAACAACACUCAGUCACAACAACACAAGAACCGCGAAGAAGAAGAAGAGGAAGAAGAAAACCGGUUGCUCCAAUCAGAAUGCGAGACAAUACCCUUGUCCUCAUGCCGCUCGUCACCCACAAAGCGCGAACACGUAUACGAACAACAAGAGGAAGAAGAAGACACGGACGCGGUGUAUGCAGCCAAGGACAAGGUGCACAUAUUCGACUUGGAGUCCGCCGGCGAAGGCAGCGGGUCCACGGCGGUGCCGCCGGUCUCGUGGCGGAAGCUGUGGCUGUUCACGGGGCCGGGGCUGUUGAUGAGUGUGGCGUUUCUGGACCCGGGGAACCUGGAAGGGGACCUUCAGGCUGGUGCCAUUGCGGGGUACUCGUUGCUGUGGCUGCUGAUGUGGUCGACGAUCAUGGGGCUGGUGAUUCAGCUUCUGUCGGCGAGGCUUGGGGUGGCGACGGGGCGGCACCUGGCGGAGCUGUGCCGGGAGGAGUACUCGAAGUGGGCGAGGUUGGUGCUGUGGGUUCUGGCUGAGCUCGCUCUCAUUGCUGCUGAUAUUCAGGAGGUUAUUGGCAGUGCUAUUGCCUUCAAGAUUCUUAGCCAUGGCCUUCUUCCUAUUUGGGCUGGUGUGGUUAUCACAGCCAUGGAUUGUUUCUUCUUUCUAUUUCUUGAGAACUAUGGAGUGAGGAAGUUGGAAGGUGUUUUCGCAGUUUUCAUUGGAACUAUGGGCUUUUCUUUUGCGUGGAUGUUCUUUGAUACAAAGCCCAAUGAAGAAGAACUAAUGAUGGGUCUUUUGAUCCCAAAAGUUAGUUCAAAAACACUUCGGCAGGCAGUGGAAAUUGUGGGGUGUGUGAUAACCCCACAUAAUGUGUUCCUCCAUUCUGCAUUAGUUCAAUCAAGGGACAUUGAUAUCCGUAACAAAGGGCAGGUUCAAGAGGCUCUCAACUACUACUCAAUUGAGUCCUCAGUUGCACUUUUAGUCACAUUGGUGAUCAAUCUAUUUGUGAUAACUGUUUUCGCUAGGGUGUUCUAUGGUACAGAACAGGCCAAAGGCAUAGGGUUGGUAAAUGCUGGGCAAUAUCUUGAGGAGAGGUAUGGAGGAGGCUUCUUUCCAAUUCUCUAUAUAUGGGGUAUUGGUUUAUUAGCAGCUGGCCAAAGUAGUACCAUCACUGGCACAUAUGCAGGCCAGUUUAUAACUGAGGGUUUCCUUAAGCUCAAUAUAAAGAAGUGGUUGAGGGCAUUGAUCACUAGAAGUUGUGCUAUUGUCCCAACAAUGAUUUGUGCUAUUGUUUUCAAUACAUCAGAAGGUUCAUUGGAUACCUUGAAUGAGUGGCUUAAUGUGGUCCAAGCAAUACAGAUUCCUUUUGCACUUAUUCCACUUCUUACUUUGGUGUCCAAAGAGGAGGUCAUGGGGACCUUCAGAAUAGGGCCUAUAGUAGAGAGAGUGUCUUGGAGUGUGGCUGUGCUGGUGAUAUUGGUUUAUGGAUAUAUGCUACUAGAUUUUUUCCUGGCUGAAGUGGAUGGGCUGUUGUUUGGUUUUCUAGUAUUCUUUUGUGCUGCAGCAUGGAUUUCAUUUAUCAUAUAUUUGGUUCAACACAGUGGUGCCAUUCCUUCAAUGCUGUUGAGGUCCCCUAAUUCCAAAGGCUUUUUCUCUCUUAAUGGGAACUAAGCUUGCAAAUCCAUAUCAUUUUUUGGGUUAAAAUGAAAAAAAUUAAUCAUGUUGUCAAUUUUGCAAGAGGUACCGUUUUCCAAAAUAAAGCAUAGGUUCAACAGAUAACCGUCUCUGAACUUGGAAAAGGAAUGCAAGUCCAUUCAUUGAUCAGCUGAAAGAAAUUAUAUACUUUGGCAUUGUCUUCACUCAAGAUGCACAAGAUGAAGGUACAUGAUGGUGAUAUAAGAAACUUUUACUAACUAAGCUCAAAAUUAUUUUGUACAGAAAUUAGGAAAAUCUACUUGAUUAUAAGUUGAAGUAGCUUAGGAUGUAAUAUAUAUAGUCAAAUAGAUAUAUUUUUGUGAUAUAAUUGUAUGAACAUUUUGGAGUUGUACUAGUCAUAACCUAAGAAAUACAUUUGCACCAUACACUGAAAAAUGGCUUUAAUUUAGCCAAUAAACUGUG
This is a messenger RNA of Cajanus cajan (pigeon pea), 2688 nucleotides long. Its product is annotated as metal transporter Nramp3.2. Gene Ontology annotation, cellular component: membrane; trans-Golgi network. Gene Ontology annotation, molecular function: cadmium ion transmembrane transporter activity; manganese ion transmembrane transporter activity. NCBI's taxonomy places the organism in Eukaryota, Viridiplantae, Streptophyta, Magnoliopsida, Fabales, Fabaceae. Gene Ontology annotation, biological process: iron ion transmembrane transport; manganese ion transport. The record is from RefSeq and is a predicted model, not a curated record.